UGCGACACUAAAACACCCCUACCGCCAGACCGCGAAGCAAAUGCAAUGGCUUGAGAUUGUAGAGCUACAAGAAGACAGCGAUUACCCGAGCUUGUUCGAGAAGAUCGAUAUGGCAGUCGGAACGAUUGAAGCAUGGGAGGACGGCGCGUACUUGUUUGAGAAUCUGAAAAAGGACCCAGACGCUCUGCACUUCUUCAUUCGCCAUAACGGUCUUUCCGACGUCGACGCCAGCGAGAUUCAGAGUGGUGAAGGGUGCCUCAUCUGCACCAAUACGUUUGACGACACAUCCCACCCGCCUCAGCAAGCGCCAUGCGGCCAUGUGCUAUGCAGGCCUUGUUUCGUCAAGUGGCUUCAUAAGUCUACUAGCGCUUAUACAUGCCCGCUGUGCCGUGCAUGUGUAAUUUGUGGCAGGAACGAUUGUCCACAUCAUCCCAUAACACGCGACAAAGCACCUCCGCUGCCUCUGCAAGGCUUUCUCAAGAAUACACUAUAUAGGGCAAAUGUCCCAUCAUAUGGGCUCACACCAGCGCAGUAUUGGAAGCUGAGGGAAGACACGCGUCAAGACCGAGCAAUGCUGGCGUGGAUUCUGGCUGUGAAAGGGGGUGUCGAUCAGCACGAUCCGGUUUACGCACGGCUAAGAACUGAUUAUGGUGAGAUUGAAUUGCGGAUUCGCCGCAUGAUAUCGGCAUCGGAUUUGCCUCCAUAUAGUGUCGAAUAAGCACCUGACACCCUGACGAGAUCACGAGUGAGGUGAGCUUUGCUCGUCCUUCCUGGUGCAAACCAAAUUGCAAGCGAACCUUUCUUUUAG
Molecule: messenger RNA, 808 nt
Organism: Cucurbitaria berberidis CBS 394.84
Lineage: Eukaryota; Fungi; Ascomycota; Dothideomycetes; Pleosporales; Cucurbitariaceae
Exons: 1
Coding region: 41-718 (225 amino acids)
Source: RefSeq, a predicted model, not a curated record